GUUCCAUUCCUUAUUUACUUCCGGAGGCAUUCGGGGUCAUGGUAUUUGAACAUUCAAGCUAACAAGGUGUUAUUUCAUUUUCUGGUAUAAGAACAGAUUGCAAUGUCAGACGACAUAAUCGGGCCCGCUCUACCUCCAAGUUUCAGGAAAAGCAGCAAUGACGAUUCCGACGAGGACACGCUUGUAGGUCCGGCGCUGCCUCCGGGUUAUACGCCGAGGGAUCUGUCGAGUUCCUCUGAGGACAGUGAUACGGAAGAGGUGGUGUUCAAGAGAGGAAGACCCAGCGCGGGGAGAAAAGAGAGUGCGGAUGGUCCUACGGCAAACAAAUUACGCAGGGUAGAAGGAAACGACAAAAGGCCCAGUGCUGCUGAGGAUGAAGAUGGUUUCUUUGGACCCGCUCUUCCUCCAGGGUAUCAGAAGCAGCAGAGCUCACCUGAAAGACGACCGCUGUUGGGCCCAGCCUUGCCCCCAGGCUUCCGUAGACCCGCGGAUGAUGAAGAUGAUGAUGAUGAUGAUGAGGUGAGAAAUGAGGACAGAGACAGCGGAGGCUUCCCUGGACCAGCACUGCCCCCUGGCUACAGAGCAGAGGCCUCCAGCAGCGAUGGGGAGGGCGAUGACGUCAUUGGACCUCUACCUUCCAAAGGGGAUGUCCAGAACUCAGUUGCCAUGGAGUUUGAGCGCAGGGCAGAGAAGAUGAAAGAGAAGCUCAUCUGUGGUGAUGACGGCCCGGUGGAGCAGGCCCGGGAGACCUGGAUGACAGAACUGCCCCCUGAACUCCAGCACAUCGGCCUGGGGGCCCGAACCUUCAAGAAAAGGUCCGGACCGGAGAACAAGGACCGCUCCAUCUGGACCGACACUCCCGCUGACCGCCUGCGCAAGGCCAGGGAGCGCCUGGAGGGGAAACAGAGUGGCGAGGAGAAGAAGGAGGAGAUUCCCUCCGUUUCCCAGAAAGACCUGAAAAUGGCCGAGAAGGUGUCCAAGUAUAACGAUCAGAAGCGCAGCGAGUCUCUCCUCAGCAUACACAGCAAGAAGAUGAAGAAGCGCGCUGAGGAGGAGGAGGACCGGCCGGUGGAGAGGAGGCCGUUCGACCGGGACAUGGACCUGCAGGUGAACCGCUUCGACGAGGCGCAGAAGAAGUCCCUGCUGAAGAGGUCCCAGGAGCUGAACACGCGCUUCUCCCACAGCAAAGACCGCAUGUUCCUGUAGGCUGGGGGCUGGGGCGGCCAUUUUACUGCUUUACUCCUGUCAGCGGAGCCCAGGUCCCUUCUGGGAGCAGAAGAGAUGCAGGUAAAGCCAU
Molecule: messenger RNA, 1297 nt
Organism: Anguilla rostrata (American eel)
Lineage: Eukaryota; Metazoa; Chordata; Actinopteri; Anguilliformes; Anguillidae
Gene: gpalpp1
Product: GPALPP motifs containing 1
Exons: 8
Coding region: 103-1206 (367 amino acids)
Source: RefSeq, a predicted model, not a curated record